Molecule: messenger RNA, 1414 nt
Organism: Zea mays
Lineage: Eukaryota; Viridiplantae; Streptophyta; Magnoliopsida; Poales; Poaceae
Exons: 3
Coding region: 165-1196 (343 amino acids)
Biological process (GO): hydrogen peroxide catabolic process; response to oxidative stress
Molecular function (GO): peroxidase activity; heme binding
Source: RefSeq, a predicted model, not a curated record
ACUCACCUAAUCUCGUAGAAAAUUCAGAGCCUGUGGCCGCUUCCAUUUUCUAGAUGUCGGCAAGAAUCUGUCUCAGCGAGCUAGCUAUAAACCCCCUUGUGCGAUACCCAGCCAUGCUCAUCAUGCAUCAGCAGCAGCAGCACGAAACCCUGUAGUAGCCUGCCAUGACUACGCGCUGCUGCCUGGUCGUCGCCACUCUCCUCGCGGCGCUGCUCUCGGUCAGUGCCAGCCUCGAGUUCGGUUUCUACAACAAGACGUGCCCCAGCGCCGAGACCAUCGUGCAGCAGACCGUGGCCGCCGCGUUCACCAACAACUCCGGCGUCGCUCCGGCGCUCCUCCGCAUGCACUUCCAUGACUGCUUCGUCAGAGGCUGCGACGGCUCGGUGCUGAUCGACUCCACGGCCAACAACAAGGCGGAGAAGGACUCGAUCCCCAACAGCCCGAGCCUGAGGUUCUUCGACGUGGUGGACCGCGCCAAGGCGUCCCUGGAGGCGCGGUGCCCCGGCGUGGUGUCCUGCGCCGACAUCCUCGCCUUCGCGGCCAGGGACAGCGUCGUGCUCACCGGCGGCCUCGGCUACAAGGUGCCGUCCGGACGCCGUGACGGCCGGAUAUCCAAUGCCACGCAGGCCCUGAACGAGCUGCCCCCGCCCUUCUUCAACGCCACCCAACUCGUCGACAACUUCGCCUCCAAGAACCUCAGCCUCGAGGACAUGGUUGUCCUCUCCGGCGCACACACCAUCGGCGUCUCGCACUGCAGCAGCUUCGCCGGAAUUAACAACACAGGCGACCGGCUCUACAACUUCAGUGGCUCAUCCGACGGGAGCAUUUGCCCGUCAAACAGCGGCCGGUUCUUCCCCAACACGACGACGUUCAUGGACCUCAUCACGCCGGCCAAGUUCGACAACAAGUACUACGUCGGCCUCACCAACAACCUGGGCCUCUUCGAGUCGGACGCGGCGCUGCUGACCAACGCAACCAUGAAGGCGCUGGUCGACUCCUUCGUGCGCAGCGAGGCCACGUGGAAGACCAAGUUCGCCAAGUCCAUGCUCAAGAUGGGGCAGAUCGAGGUGCUCACGGGGACGCAGGGCGAGAUCAGGCGCAACUGCAGGGUCAUCAACCCUGCUAAUGCCGCCGCCGACGUCGUCCUUGCCCGUCAGCCAGGUUCAUCAGGAUCCACUGGAGUGGCUACAAGCUAACCAUAUCUCGGUGUGUCUGCAGUGUGUUUGGUGUGGGAUGUGAUAUAGUAUAUUGCAAUAAUCUAGAAAACUGAAGAAGAAGCAGGUGAUGACCACACUCUGUAGUGCAUCACGCGGUGCGUGUUCAUUUAACCGUGGCGUUUGAUUGUGAGGAUGAAAUAAAACACAUGUAUGACCACAUCUGAUUAUUAGUGAUACAAAAAAAACUUGAUUGAACA